AUUGAGAAAUUACAGUACCUUUCCAGGUGCAUUUUCAGAAUGAGAGGUAAAUACAGUUGUCUUCUAUUGAUCCCAUUCACAUUGGGAGCAACUAUACCCCACAUUCCACUUCCGAAUGGUUUGAUACCAGUUCUUGACGGUAGAAUAGUAGGAGGAAGUGAUACAUCGGUUGAAAAAUUUCCUCAUCAAGUAUCCUUGAGGUCAUUUGAUUACCAUCGUUGUGGAGGGUCCAUCAUUCGAGCGAAGGCGAUACUUACAGCGGGCCAUUGUGUAAGCGGAUAUACAACAACCUAUCUAUCGGUCGUGGCAGGAUCAUCGUUUCGGGACGGCCAAGGCCCUAAAGAUACAAUCAAGAAUUUCGUAGUCCAUGAAGGAUUUGAUCCUUUCAAAUACUACGAUGAUGUCGCCAUAUUAUUCCUCAACAUCGGCUUCGAAUUUAAUGAUGUGAUCCAACCCAUAUCGAUGGCUAAACUUAAUGAGGUACCACCAGCUGGUACUAAGGCUUACGUUACAGGAUGGGGUGUGUUGAAAGAAAGCGGCUCCCAACCGGAGGUCCUGCAAGUAGUGGCCGUUUCUAUAGUGACCAAUUCAGAUUGUGCUGAAGCUUAUGGUGACAAAAAUAAUGUGACCGAGCAUAUGCUUUGCGCCGGGGAACCAUUUGGAGGACGAGAUGCGUGUCAAGGAGAUUCUGGAGGACCAUUGAUUAUAGGAAGCAAGCAGUAUGGAGUGGUUUCUUGGGGGAUUGGAUGUGCGCGAUCUGAAUAUCCUGGAGUUUAUGCUAAUAUAGGCACCUUGAGAGAUUGGAUUGACCAACGGUUGGAUGAAUUUCUAGGGAAAGAAUGAAACUUGAUUGUGUAUCGUAAAAUAAUAAAUGUAUUCCUUUCAAUAA
This is a messenger RNA of Hermetia illucens (black soldier fly), 889 nucleotides long. Its product is annotated as trypsin delta-like. The transcript has a single exon. NCBI's taxonomy places the organism in Eukaryota, Metazoa, Arthropoda, Insecta, Diptera, Stratiomyidae. The record is from RefSeq and is a predicted model, not a curated record. Gene Ontology annotation, biological process: proteolysis. Gene Ontology annotation, molecular function: serine-type endopeptidase activity. Bases 40 to 843 code for a protein of 267 amino acids.